GGUGUUGUGUGGGCUGUGGAAUCAGUUGCUUUUCGUAUCUGCAACGAGUUGGAUAAAAAAAAGGAAAAACAAUUCGAUUGGCGGUGCGGCCUGCCGCGUGUAUCUAAAGUAUCUGUAUCUGUAACUGUAUCUUGGACUGUGCAUCUUGUUAGUUAGUUAGUCAGUUGGUUGAGUUAGUUUCGUACUGAAAAAACACAAGCACGCUGUAAUAAAACUAAAGCCAACUGAUAGCCAACCCAAGAUAUAAAAAUUAAAUAUUAAAUAUUCCAAGCGCGUGUGUGCACAACAAAUUAUAAAUAAAAAAUAUAUACCAAUAAAAGAUCAGCAACAAUAAAUGACUGCAAAAAUGCGCCUAGAAAAUUCAUAAAAAAAAUAAACAGCCUAAAAAAUACGCGCCGCGUUUUUAUCAUAGCCAAAAAAAUAUUUGUUUAUUUAUGUUUUGGGUGCUCGGCAAACGCGUUUCUUUGCUGUCGUCUGUGUAUCUCUAAAAUCGAGUGCUGUGUGUGUGAGUGUGUGUGUGUGUGCCACAAAACAGCUGUUGGUGCAACAACAACGAUAACAACAGCAGCGAGAACAUUUCUGUGUGUUUUUAACUAAUCUUUGAGAGCAUAUGAAAACAACAACAAAAGUUUAAAAUUGCAUAUAAAUUGUUCUUUAAUUAAAAUUCAUGUUUACGAGCCGUUGUUUUUAUUGAGUGUGGCACAACUGGUGGAAAUUGCAAACUCUGUGUAUUUAAGCAAGUUUGGCAAAUGUUGCAACGUUUAUAGAGACAAGAACUCGAAGAGCUUAGAAGGAAAGAGCGAAAUAACUGCGUAGUAGUAGAAGAAGACUAAAAGAGUGAAGAGUUAAGAGAUAUAAGAGAUGUACUGCCAGGAGAUGCUGCUGUUGGCAUGUCUGCUGCUCCUGCUGGGUGGCCAACCGCAUUUGAUCUCAACAACGACGACCACAACUCUGGUGGCAGCGAUGACCAUUGCCAAUCAGGAUUUGGAGCGUUAUUUUCGACCAGCGAAUGCAACGCAUUCAUUCGCCAGCAUCGGCGAGGAGCGAAUCGCGAUGGAUGUGUAUAAUUUUGCCUUCCUCAGUUGGUCGUAUAUCGACAGUGUCGAUAAUAUGCCUGUUGAGAUUGAGUUUCCCGAGGAGAAGGCACGUUACGGCGAGGGUAAAGUGCUCAAUGUGACAGGACGAUUGAUUCACAUCAGCACAACUGAUGAUAUUAGCGAUGAUUUCGCCUGUACGCCGUACAUACGAGGCACACUCGGCACCCCGCUGCCGGAGAAGGGCACGCCAUGGAUAGCGCUGGUGCGGCGGGGACGUUGCACAUUCGAAGAUAAGGUGAAGCAUGUGCAUCAAUAUAAUGCGGCAGGCGUAAUCAUCUACAAUGAUAAGCAGGUCAUGCAGCUGGAGAAGAUGCAGAUUAAAGGCAAGAAUCGUAAUAUUGCCGCCGUGAUUACUUAUCAGGUGAUCGGACUCGAUUUGGCCACCAAUCUCGAUAAGGGACAUAAUGUCACCAUAUCCAUUAUCGAAGGACGUCGGGGUGUUCGUCCCAUCAGCAGUUUAAAUCGAACCUCCGUUCUAUUUGUUUCCAUAUCAUUCAUAGUGCUAAUGAUUAUCUCGCUCGUGUGGCUCAUCUUUUACUAUGUGCAGCGAUUCCGUUAUAUGCAGGCAAAGGAUCAGCAAUCCCGUAAUCUUUGCUCCGUAACAAAGAAGGCAAUUAUGAAAAUACCAACGAAAACGGGUAAAAUGACCGAUGAGAAGGAUUUGGACAGCGAUUGCUGUGCCAUCUGCAUUGAGUCAUACAAACCGGCGGACAUCAUACGCAUACUGCCUUGCAAGCACGAAUUCCACAAGAAUUGCAUCGAUCCUUGGCUGAUUGAGCAUCGAACUUGUCCCAUGUGCAAGCUGGAUGUGCUCAAAUUCUAUGGAUAUGUGUUCCUUGGCAGCGAGGAGAGCAUUUUGGAGUACGAACCAGAUCGGCCGCCUGCAAGUAAUUCCAGCAAUCCUCCCCAGACUGCAAUCAACAUUGUACAGGAACCUCCACAGCCUCAAGUCCAAGCGAGUGCUCUCGCUAAUCUCAUACGGAGUCGGGACUUUGUGAUAGAUUUUCCCCGUGUCUUCGUCCUCAAUAGCGGCAGUGUGGUGGGUGCCCGAGAGACCCUCUUCCCCGCCCGGCUGCCGGAGCGUUCUCAGAGCUCGUUGUCACUCCGACAGGCGCGUGAUUGGAUGGCCCAUAUGAGCAACAAGCUCGAGGAGCAGCAGGGAUUGCGCCGCCUGCGCAAGGACGAAAUGCAGCAGCAACUGCUGAGUGCUCGGGAUUCAAUGCGACAACGGCGUUCUCGCUCGGCGGAUGGACGCUAUGCUACCGGCUGCUUUGGUGGUCGCCAGCGGCAAUCGUUGGUGGGUGCAACAAUGCAAUCCGCGCUGCCGCAGCAUGAGCUGGCCCAGCUGCGACGCACCAGUUCCACUCAUACACUGCAGCAGCUGACGGAUGCCUCCUAUGCCCAGUCUCGACAACGGCAAAGGGAAUCCUUUGACUUUGCGCGCACUCGUCGCCGCUUUAUGCGGCGCGAGAGCGAUGAGAUAUCCUUGCAAUCCUUGCCACGACGCGGAGCAGCAGCAGCCGCCCCUAUGCCACCAGCUGUAGCUGAUGGGGGCAACGAGUACAUCACCAUCCAGGUGAAUGGCGAAGGCGUCGAUCUCAAUGACUGAACUCCUCCCCAUUUGAGUGGGGCACGCUUAUGUAGAUUUGAAUAAAGUAUAUGUAUUUACUAUAUUAAAUUUAAUCUUCUUAUCCAUGUAAUGUUAAUCACAAGUCCCGAAAUAAAUAAUUACUAAUUUUAAAAUAAUCAAA
Messenger RNA from Drosophila grimshawi, 2848 nucleotides. RefSeq names its product protein goliath (gene gol). The record is from RefSeq and is a predicted model, not a curated record. Lineage: Eukaryota; Metazoa; Arthropoda; Insecta; Diptera; Drosophilidae. The transcript is spliced from 9 exons. Bases 862 to 2706 code for a protein of 614 amino acids.